Messenger RNA from Staurois parvus, 512 nucleotides. Lineage: Eukaryota; Metazoa; Chordata; Amphibia; Anura; Ranidae. The record is from the annotation of a GenBank genome assembly.
AAGUGUCCGGACUGGAAGGGGGGGGAAAGUGUCCGGACCGGAAGGGGGGAAAGUGUCCGGACUGGAAGGGGGGAAAGUGUCCGGACUGGAAGGGGGGUGAAAGUGUCCGGACUGGAAGGGGGUGAAAAGUGUCCGCACUGGAAGGGGUGUGAAAGUGUCCGGACUGGAAGGGGGGGAAAGUGUCCGGACUGGAAGGGGGUGAAAGUGUCCGGACUGGAAGGGGGGAAAGUGUCCGGACUGGAAGGGGGGGAAAGUGUCCGGACUGGAAGGGGGGAAAGUGUCCGGACUGGAAGGGGGUGAAAGUGUCCAGACUGGAAGGGGGGGAAAGUGUCCGGACUGGAAAGGGUGAAAGUGUCCAGACUGGAAGGGGGUGAAAGUGUCCGGACUGGAAGGGGGUGAAAGUGUCCGCACUGGAAGGGGGUGAAAGUGUCCGGACUGGAAGGGGGGGGAAAGUGUCCGGACUGGAAGGGGGUGAAAGUGUCCGGACUGGAAGGGGGGGAAAGUGUCCGGAC